Molecule: messenger RNA, 3515 nt
Organism: Cuscuta campestris
Lineage: Eukaryota; Viridiplantae; Streptophyta; Magnoliopsida; Solanales; Convolvulaceae
Source: the annotation of a GenBank genome assembly
AGUAAUCUUCUUCACUGUAUCUAAAAGAGAUCCUUUUCACCUUCCCAACUCAAAUCCAUCUUUCUCCCGUCACUCCACUGCUGUAAACUUUUAUUCCUCUCCCAUAGUCCCAUCUAUUUAUUACCCUUUUCUUUUAUUUAAAUCCAAUUAAUUCUCUUUUUACCCGUGCUUAAAAUCCACAGCCAUGAACGGCCACCGCGGCAAGGAGAAGCUGGUGGUGGAGGUGGCGGCGGCGCACAACCUCAUGCCGAAAGACGGCGAGGGCUCGUCGUCCGCAUUUGUGGAGGUCAAGUUCGAGAACCAGACCCGGAGGACUCAAGUGAAGCACAGGGACUUGAACCCGGUCUGGAACGAGAAGCUCGUGUUCUGCGUAAACGACGUCGCCGGCCUCCCUUACCGGACGGUCGAAGUCAACGUUUUCAACGAGCGGAAGUCCAACAGCACCCGCAAUUUCCUCGGCCGGGUCUGGGUUUCCGGGUCGACCGUUGCCCGGGAAGGCGAAGCCGCUGCCCAGAUUUUCACGCUCGAGAAGAGGACCGUCUUCUCCCACGUCCGCGGCGAGAUUAGCCUCAAGCUUUACAUUUCUACCAUGGAGAAGGAGGAAGAAGAGGAAGUCAAACAGGUCAUUAGCGCCGGCGCCGGAGGAGCGGUGGCUUCAUCCGCGCCCACGCCGAAAUCCAAGAAAAACAAGAAAGUGCAGGGGAAAAACACGGUUCUUCCGGUGCACCAGGAGAACAAACCGAACCCGGCGAAGCAGGUGGAGCCCAGUCAGCCUGUCGUUGUAGCCUCCGUCCCCGGCGCCGCCGUGUGCGGCGGAGCAAUGGCGGGUCCUUAUUCUGCCGCCGGACGGAACGUUACAAGCCCUCAACUGGGCGGCGGGCUGACCCUGAAGCUAGACAAGACGAGCGCAACCUACGACCUGGUGGAGCAAAUGCAGUACCUCUACAUCAAGGUGGUCAAAGCACGGUUUGACUUCGCCGGCGGCGAGCUCGUCGCCGAAGCCAAGCUCGGAAACUACAGGGGAAUCACGAAGAAGGCCCCCGCAAAUCUCCCGGUGUGGGACCAGGUCUUCGCCUUCUCCAAAGACUCAAUUCAAUCCUCGUUCGUGGAAGUCUACGUGAGGGAAAUCAACAGAGACGAUUUCUUAGGGCGCGUUUGGUUCGACUUGAAUGAGAUCCCCCGGAGGGUGCCGCCGGACAGCCAGUUAGCCCCGCAGUGGUACAGAAUGGAGGGCAAAACAGGGGACGACAAAUCCAAAGCAGGGGAAGUCAUGGUCGCCGCCUGGUUCGGGACCCAAGCUGACGAGGCAUUUGCCGAGGCUUGGCAUUCCAAGUCAGCAAAUGUAGGGUCGGAUGGUCUCAGCUCUAUAAAGUCUAAGGUCUAUCUGUCCCCCAAGCUUUGGUAUUUGAGGGUUGGAGUCCUAGAAGCCCAAGACAUUGUUGCCCCAUCAUGUGACAAAGGGUCCUCUUUACUCCGGUAUCCCGACCUUUUCGUGAAGGUUCAGGUCGGGAACCAGGUGCUGAGGACCCGAGUCUCCAAAACCUUUUCGUGGAACGAGGACUUGAUGUUUGUGGUUGGGGAGCCGUUUGAGGAUCUUGUAAUCGUCUCGGUGGAGGACCGUGUGUCCCCACACAAGGACGAGGUUGUCGGGAGGCUGGUUUUGCCCGUCUCGGGGCUCGAGAGACGGGCAAACGAGAAGCCCGUGGCCCCCAUGUGGUUUAACCUCGACACCAAUUUCAACAACAAUAAUAAUCAGAGCGGUCUUUCGAAGCCCGUGAGGUUCGCGCCUCGCGUUCGCCUCCGGGCUUCGUUGGACGGAGGGUAUCAUGUGCUGGACGAGUCGACAGCGUACAGUAGCGACCUCCGCCCGACCGCGAAACAGCUUUGGAAGCCUCGCGUUGGGGUUCUCGAGGUCGGGUUCUUGGGCGCCGCGAAUCUCGUCCCCAUGAAGAUGAAACAGGGAACAAGGGGAUCGACUGAUUCGUACUGCGUGGCCAAGUAUGGUCAGAAGUGGAUCCGAACCCGGACCGUCGUCGACAGCUUGGCGCCCAAAUGGAACGAGCAGUACACGUGGGAGGUUUUCGACCCUUGCACGGUCAUCACCAUCGCCGUGUUCGACAAUUCCCGGGUCCUGACCUCUUCCUCCACGGGUACCGUUCCCGAUCUGCGGAUCGGGAAGGUCAGGAUCAGGCUCUCGACUCUCGAGACGGAUAGAGUGUACCCUCUCACCUACCCGCUCCUCAUGUUACACCCGUCGGGUGUGAAGAAGAUGGGCGAGCUAAGCUUGGCGGUCCGGUUUUCGUGUGGUAAUAAUAUGGUUAACAUGCUUCACAUGUACGCAUUGCCGUUACUCCCGAAGAUGCAUUACGUGCAGCCGUUGACGGUGAGUCAACUCGACGGGUUGAGGUAUCAGGCCAUGAGCGUGGUGGCAGGGAGGCUGAGCAGGGCGGAGCCGCCUUUGGGGAGGGAAGUUGUUGAGUACAUGCUGGAUCAUGACAGCCAAAUGUGGAGCAUGAGGAAGAGCAAGGCUAACUUCUUAAGGCUAAUCAGUGUCCUAACCUGGGCUGUCAACAUGUGCCGGUGGUUCGAGUCGGUACGGAACUGGAACAAACCGGUUCACUCGGCCGGUUUCUCGAUCGCCUUCUUUGUCGCCGUCCUUGUCCCCGAGCUCGUGAUCCCUUGCGUGUUCCUCUUCAUGGCCGCCGUGGGGCUCUGGCGGUACAGGUGGCGCCCGCGGGCCCCGCCCCGCAUGGACACGAGGCGGUCGUGCGCGGAGAACGUCGAGCCGGACGAGCUCGACGAGGAGUUCGACUUCUUCCCGAGUGCACGGGCCCCGGAGGUUGUCCGGUUGAGGUACGACCGGUUGAGGAGCGUGGCGGGGAGGAUCCAGACGGUGGUCGGUGACGUGGCGAUGCAGGCGGAGAGGUUCCAGGCGUUGCUGAGCUGGCGCGACCCGAGGGCUACGUUCCUGUUCGUGGUGUUUUGCUUCCUGGCGGCGUUGGGGUUCUACAUGGUGCCGUUCCGGCUGGUCGUGGCGGCGUGGGGGGUUUACGUGUUGAGGCCACCCAAGUUCAGGAACAGGUUGCCGUCUUGUGCCGUCAGUUUCUUCAAGAGGUUGCCCACCAGAGCUGAUAGUCUUCUGCUAUGAAGAAUCAAAUCAGCUUUCUCUUUGGUUGGCAGGGCAGACUAGGAUUAUGUAAUUUGGGAAAUUAGAUAGCUUUUGUUUGAUGUGGGCAAUGUUAAAGUCUGUUCUUUUUUGGGAAACAUUGGCGUAGGAGCUGUCUUUUUGUAACCUUUGUUGUGUCAUCAAGACAUGCUGGUUCUGUUUUUCUUCUAUUUUUAGCUUUUGUUGCAAUCUUGAUGUGAUUUUACUGCUUUUGCUCUUAUAACUAUUUAGGUCACACCAUUGUUAUUUUUUUUUUAAGCCAAGGUUACCCCAUGGUCCUUUUGACAACCAUUUUGGUUGUCAUAAUGACACCCUCUGUUGAUCUCUCGGACUGAUUCCUAUUCCUGUA